AUGCGAAAUAAGGCUCAUACUUUACCAUAUUUUUUCUCAAGUCUCUUAAAUCUGGAUUACCCCAAAGAUAGAUUACAUAUUUGGAUAUAUAGCGAUUAUAAUGAAGACAAUAGUGUGAAUGUUAUAAAAGACUGGAAGCAGAAAUAUGGUUCAGCUUAUAAGGCUAUUUAUGUGAUCACAAAUGUUACAAGUGGCCGGCUUCACGAAGAUGAGAAAAGUUCUGCAAAUUGGAGCCUUAUACAUUUCAAACAUGUGAUCAACCUGCGUGAGAAAGCAAUUACCUUUGCCAGAAAAAUCUGGGCAGACUUUAUAUUUAUCGUGAAACAUCAUUAUAAGAUCACGUUAGUCCUUGAAGACGACAUACACUUCGUACCGUUUUUCCGUCAACGUUUCCAAAUAUUGCUGAAAGAAAUCGAGGUGUUAGAUUGGGAUUUGGUUGACACAUGGAAAUCUUAUUUUCCGAAUCGCAAUCUGAAAGCAUUCUCAGCAGCCCCUCUUUUGGUGCACCCAACACACUACACAGGCCAAAAAGGCUAUAUAAGCGACACGGAGGACUCCAAGCUGGUUGAAGAACAGGAGAUUUCGGGCCCAGCAAAAGAUGAGCUC
Iphiclides podalirius (scarce swallowtail) is the source of this 606-nucleotide messenger RNA. The record is from the annotation of a GenBank genome assembly. Lineage: Eukaryota; Metazoa; Arthropoda; Insecta; Lepidoptera; Papilionidae.